AACGUUCACGCCACAGGGUUCUUUUUCCAACCGUCCCGCGACGACUUCGACGAAGUUAUCCCUGAGUACUUCCGUUGUCGCUGCGGCACGGUUCGAAAGCAGACCCGCCGCAACGGGUUUACCAACCUCAUGCAGCACAUGAGGCGUGAGCAUCCGAACUUCGAGGCCGAGAUGCUUGAGGCCACCACAGCAGAGACGGGGCCAUUGCUCAGCUACGUGCGCCGCUCCUCGCAAAACCUCUACGGGUGGCUAGUCUGGGUUGUCAUGAGCAACCUCCCACUUGCCUUUUGCGAGAAUCGAACGACACGGCGGUACGUUAGAAGCAAUUUGUUUUACCGUGAUUAA
Molecule: messenger RNA, 345 nt
Organism: Phytophthora sojae
Lineage: Eukaryota; Oomycota; Peronosporomycetes; Peronosporales; Peronosporaceae
Exons: 1
Source: RefSeq, a predicted model, not a curated record